AUGUCCAAUCCCCUCCCCUCCGUGCCUCCUCUGGCAAAGACUCCGACCGUUAUCCCGGUUGAUUCCUCCUCCGGACUUUGGGACCGCAUCACCUCUUGGGCUUCAGAAAACAAGGCCGUCGUUUAUACCGCUGCAGGUGUUGCCGUCGUCGCUACCGGUGCUGGCGUCAUCUACUUCCUCAACAGCGACUCCAAGAAGGAUGAUACACCAAAGCUGAGCAAGAAGGAGCGAAGGAAAAGAAGGGAGGCCGAACGCAAGGCCGCCGAGGCAGAGAAGGCCGCGCCCGCACAGAAGGAGGCUGCUGCGCAACCGACGGCCGCCGCCGAGAACCCCGAAGAGCUUCCCGAGAUCGACGAGACGUCCGUCCAGAGCUUCACCCAAGAAGAGCGAGAGAAGUACGCCGCCAAGUUGAAGGACGCCGGUAACAAAUCCUAUGGCGGUAAGGACUACAACCAAGCCAUCGAACUCUACUCCAAGGCCAUCCUCUGCAAGGCCAACCCCAUCUUCUACUCGAACCGUGCCGCUUGCUACAAUGCCCUCGGCGACUGGGACAAGGUUGUCGAGGACACCACCGCCGCCAUCAACCUCGACCCCGAAUACGUCAAGGCCCUGAACCGCCGUGCCAACGCCUACGAGCACCUCAAGAUGUACGGCGAGGCUCUCCUCGAUUUCACCGCCUCCUGCAUUAUCGACAGCUUCAAGAACGAGAACAGCGCACAGGCCGUCGAGCGCCUGCUGAAGAAGUUUGCCGAGCAGAAGGCCCAGGAGAUGAUGGCCAACCGCCCCAACAAGCUGCCCAGCCACACUUUCGUCGGUAACUACCUGCAGAGCUUCCGCGUCAAGCCCCGCCCGGCCGGUCUCGAGGACUCUAUUGCGCUGGACGAGGAGACUGGCAAGGGUCAGCUGCAGCUCGGCCUUGCGGCUUUGGAGAAGAAGACUGGUGACGGCUACGAGGAGGCGAGGGCGGCCUUCGAGAAGGCCCUGGAACUGGGUGAGCUCGAGGAGUUCGAGGCUCUCGCAUACAACCUCCGCGGUACUUUCAGCUGCUUGCUCGGAAAGCAUGACGACGCCAUGAGCGACCUGUCCAAGAGCAUUGAGCUCGACCCCUCCAUGACCCAGAGCUACAUCAAGCGUGCUAGCAUGAACCUGGAGCUUGGUGCCCCCGAGAAGGCUGCCGACGACUUCGACAAGGCCAUGGAGCAGAACGCCGAGGAUCCCGACAUCUACUACCACCGUGCCCAGCUGCACUUCAUCAAGGGCGAGUUCUCCGACGCCGCCAAGGACUACCAGAAGUCCAUCGACCUCGACCGCGACUUCAUCUUCUCUCACAUCCAGCUCGGUGUCACUCAGUACAAGAUGGGCUCCAUCGCCUCGUCCAUGUCGACCUUCCGCCGCUGCAUCAAGAACUUCAAGGACGUUCCCGACGUCUACAACUACUACGGAGAGCUGCUCCUCGACCAGGGCAACUUCCAGGAGGCUAUCGAGAAGUUCGACGCCGCGAUUGACAUGGAGUCGAAGACGAAGCCGAUGGCUAUGAACGUUCUUCCCCUUAUCAACAAGGCCCUGACCCUCUUCCAGUGGAAGCAGGACUUUGGCGAAGCCGAGAAGCUUUGCCAGAAGGCUCUCAUCAUCGACCCCGAGUGCGACAUCGCCGUUGCAACCAUGGCCCAGCUGCUCCUUCAGCAGGGCAAGGUCACCGAGGCUCUCAAGUACUUCGAGCGCGCUGCCGAGCUCGCCCGCACGGAAGGAGAGAUCGUCAACGCUCUGUCGUACGCCGAAGCGACACGCACGCAGCUCCAAGUGCAAGAGAAGUACCCCAAGCUGGCAGCGAAGUUGCAGGGUAUCAGCCCGGGUAUGCCCAGGUAA
Molecule: messenger RNA, 1866 nt
Organism: Colletotrichum siamense
Lineage: Eukaryota; Fungi; Ascomycota; Sordariomycetes; Glomerellales; Glomerellaceae
Gene: tom70
Product: Mitochondrial import receptor subunit tom70
Exons: 3
Coding region: 1-1866 (621 amino acids)
Biological process (GO): intracellular protein transport
Cellular component (GO): mitochondrial outer membrane
Molecular function (GO): protein-transporting ATPase activity; protein binding
Source: RefSeq, a predicted model, not a curated record